This is a messenger RNA of Cricetulus griseus (Chinese hamster), 693 nucleotides long. The record is from RefSeq and is a predicted model, not a curated record. NCBI's taxonomy places the organism in Eukaryota, Metazoa, Chordata, Mammalia, Rodentia, Cricetidae.
AUGGCCUCCCUUGGCGUCCAACUGGUGGGCUACAUCCUAGGCCUUUUGGGGCUUUUAGGCACAUCGAUUGCCAUGUUGCUUCCCAACUGGCGAACAAGUUCUUAUGUUGGUGCCAGCAUUGUGACAGCGGUUGGCUUUUCCAAGGGCCUCUGGAUGGAGUGUGCUACGCACAGCACAGGCAUCACCCAGUGUGACAUCUACAGUACACUUCUAGGACUUCCUGCUGACAUCCAGGCUGCCCAGGCCAUGAUGGUGACAUCCAGUGCAAUGUCCUCACUGGCCUGCAUUAUCUCUGUGGUGGGCAUGAGAUGCACAGUGUUCUGCCAGGAAUCUCGAGCUAAGGACAGAGUGGCUGUAGUGGGUGGAGUUUUCUUCAUCCUUGGCGGCAUCCUGGGUUUUAUCCCAGUUGCCUGGAAUCUUCAUGGCAUCCUUCGGGACUUCUACUCACCACUGGUUCCAGACAGCAUGAAAUUUGAGAUUGGAGAGGCGCUUUACUUGGGCAUUAUCUCAUCCCUGUUCUCCCUGGUAGCUGGAGUUAUUCUCUGCUUUUCCUGCUCGCCUCGAGGAAAUCGUACCAACUACUAUGAUGGCUACCAGGCCCAGCCUCUUGCCACUAGGAGCUCUCCAAGGCCUGGUCAACAGCUCAAAGCCAAGAGUGAGUUCAACUCCUACAGCCUGACUGGGUAUGUGUGA